This is a messenger RNA of Aspergillus lentulus, 3018 nucleotides long. Its product is annotated as interferon-induced GTP-binding protein Mx1. NCBI's taxonomy places the organism in Eukaryota, Fungi, Ascomycota, Eurotiomycetes, Eurotiales, Aspergillaceae. Gene Ontology annotation, biological process: mitochondrial fission; endocytosis; intracellular distribution of mitochondria. Gene Ontology annotation, molecular function: GTP binding; GTPase activity; microtubule binding. The record is from RefSeq and is a predicted model, not a curated record. Gene Ontology annotation, cellular component: mitochondrion; membrane; microtubule.
AUGUCUCCCGAGGCAGACAACAAGGCUUUGCAUCAGUUACAGCAAGAACAAUCCAAGAUUUUGGAUAAGAUCGAUGAGCUGCGCACCAUCGGCGUCGGUGGUCUCGUGGAACUGCCCCAGCUAAUUGUUUGCGGCAACCAGUCAAGCGGGAAAAGCUCCGUCCUCGAAGCCAUCUCUCGCGUGCGGUUCCCGGCGAAAAGUAAUGUCUGUACGCGAUUCGCGACGGAGGUGAUCCUGCGGCGGAAUCCAUCGUCAUCAAAAAUUAAGGUGUCCAUCGAGCCCGGCCCUUCUCGCACGGACGAAGACGAGCGACGCCGACUCCGGAGUUUUGCCUAUGAGGACUUCUCUAAUGGCAAUGACCUGCCUCCCCUGAUCGAUAAGGCCAAACAGCACAUGGGCAUCACGGAGUCGGUUAACACAGGCUUCAGUGAUGAUGUGCUCAAGGUCGAGAUUUCAGGGCCGGACAAACCGGAGCUGACUCUGGUUGAUCUGCCCGGCCUGUAUUACUCUACAAGUCAGGAGCAGGAUUCUCAGGGUAUCCUGAUAGUCCGCAAGCUGACAGAGAGAUAUAUGAAUAAUCCAAGAAGCAUCAUUCUUGCUGUGGUCAGCGCAAAGACGGACUACCAUCUUCAGGAGGUCCUGAACAUUGCGGAACGAUUUGAUCCCAAGCGUGAGCGCACACUUGGAAUCAUUACUCAGCCUGAUAUUCUGGAGGCGAACUCGGAGGAGGAAGACACAUAUCUACACUUUAUCAAGAAUGAAAAGAUUCGUCUAGAGAUAGGAUGGCACGUCUUGCGCAAUCGAUCGUUUGAGACCAGGGAUAUCUCAGACGAUGCCCGCGACGAGAUGGAGAAGGCGUUCUUCAAUCAGGGACGAUGGUCAUCGCUCUCACGGGAAUGUGUCGGCGUCGAAAGUCUACGUCGCCGCCUUAGCAGCAUAUUGCUCAAGCUCAUCCGUUCGAAACUUCCAGGGCUGAUUACAGAGAUCCAAGAAAAGGUGGCUGAUCGACAGCAGCGACUUCCGAAACUGGGGCCUCUUCGAUCCACUCUUCAGCAGCAAAGGGGCUACCUACUCAACAUUAGUAGUAAUUUUGAGCGCAUCACUGUGCAAGCUUUGAAUGGCAUGUAUGCAGAUGAGUUCUUUGGUGGCUUGGAUGAUACAGGGAGUAUCGAGGACUUCCGACGACUCAGAGCUGUUAUACGCCAGCUGAAUGAGUACUUCGCAGACGCAAUGGCCAUUCGAGGCUGCCGCAGGAAAAUUGUCGACCGGGGCCCAUUGCCUAGCAUAGAUGACUUGCAAGUUUCUUUCAGGAAGCCUUACAUGGACGACUGGAAACCUGAAUAUGUAGAGCGCCGUUCGAUCGAAGCAGAGAUCAGCAAGCAAGCACGCAAAAACAGAGGCAUUGAGCUUCCAGGGAAUGCAAAACCAACUCCUCCGAGGUAUUUCGCUUUGCUCGUUCUACAACACAUUACUGACGACCAUACCUAUUCCUUGCUGGUUGGCUCAAUUAUCGAUGCAGAAUUUGAGAAAUUGAAGCAAUCAUUGCUUGACAAGCUUGACGAGCUGACCGCAUACACGAAGAGAGGUCACCCAUUGCCCGUGGGCAAGAGCUUUCUCUCACAGAUUCAGAAGGCCAGAAGCAAGCGUCAGCUAGAAUCACUAGGAGCAAAUCUCCGAGUCAGUCGUCUGGACGAAAAGGGGGAAAAGUACUUUUCGAUGAGAGACCUCGAGCAAGCCACGUCGUCGACGGAGGCUUCCCGGAAUGAAUCUGCAGCCGUCGAGAUCAUCGACCAGAUGGAAGCGUAUUAUGAGACUGCAAUUGUGACGUUUGUCGACAAUGUCGCAACUCUAGGCAUCGAAAAUUGUCUUCUUGACCCGCUGCAACGUAUAUUUACCAGCCAGGUUGUGAAUAACAUGGAUGAUGAUCAGAUCCGAGAACUUGCCAUGGAACCGCCUUAUAUACAUGAAGAACGACAACGGUUAGGCCGCGAGCUCGACAAAUUGCAAGCUGGCCUACGGGCCCUCAGCGUCUUCAACACACAAAAGCCGUCAUUGGGUAACCCACCCUUAUUGGUGAACAGGCCGGCUGCAGGACUAUCGGACGGUCCUAUUUCUUCCAUUGAAGAAAACCGUCCAGGACCAACAAUAGCCUCAGCCAACGGAAACCCCGUCGCUGUAACCGAGUCCAUUGCCCCCUUGGAGUCUCCCGGACCUACGAAAGCUGCGGAACCGAGACCACCCACUGUACUUGAAUCGGCCAAGGCUUCACCGGCAGCUUCUGGGACUCUGUCUAAUGUCAGCCUAUCUAAACAGAAACCCGUGUCUGGUGGCUUUGGUACAGCCCCGUCUGAGCACAAGCCUGUUUCUGGCCUUUUUGGUGCAGCCAUAUCAGAGCAGAAACCUAUUACAAGGGCAUUUAGUACAGGCUCAUCAGAACAGAAACCCUUGUCUGGUGGCUUUGGUAUAUCCUCCUCUGAACAUAAGCCUGUUACCGGUCUUUUAGGUGCAGCCAUAUCUGAAAAGAAAUCUGUUUUUGGUGGCUUGGGCACAGACACAUCUACGAGCACCAGCACCAAACCUAUGACAGGCACCAGUACCGGCACCUCUACUACUGUCCAGCAGUCCGGCAUAGGCUCCACCAGCAAGAGAGUAAAUUCUCCGUUUGACCCCGAAACAUUUCAAGGCUUUGGUCAGAAUCUAACUGUUGCAAGUAAAACCCCAGCACAUAUCUCAGCUUUGAGUUCCGUUGUGAAGUAUUCCCCUGAGAUGUAUUGGGCUGAUGGUUACCAAUCCAGGAACUCCGACUUGCUUGGUAUGAUGCAUUUAGUGGUAAACCCCGACUCUCUGUCGGAGAUCCUCCCCUUGUUUGAUGAAACCUUGAGCGCACCGCCGCUGGCGACAGCAGAAGAUAGGACGAAACGUCCUAACCCCAACUUUGUGCUUAGCGAACUAACCUUAGCCGUGGGACGAUGGGAUUCGAACUUAGCACGACUGAGCAAGGUUCAAACACUGCCAUAA